Molecule: messenger RNA, 1335 nt
Organism: Dipodomys ordii (Ord's kangaroo rat)
Lineage: Eukaryota; Metazoa; Chordata; Mammalia; Rodentia; Heteromyidae
Gene: Wdr53
Product: WD repeat domain 53
Exons: 3
Coding region: 44-1186 (380 amino acids)
Molecular function (GO): protein binding
Source: RefSeq, a predicted model, not a curated record
UGUGGCGCCCCGCGCCUGAGUGCUUGACAAGAUUGGACUGUGAAUGAGGUCAUCACCGGGCGCCGAGGAGGGGAACGGGAAGCGCAGAGUCUUCUGGGCCAUUAUGGCAGUCAAGUGGACUGGAGGACAUUCUUCUCCUAUUCUCUGCCUGAAUGCAAGUAAAGAUGGGCUAGUGGCUUCUGGAGCAGAGGGUGGAGAUCUCAUAACUUGGGGUGAAGAUGGAACUCCAGUAGGACACAUGCAGUUUCAAGGAGCCAAUGAUGUUACCAGUGUUGUGUUUUCUCCCUCCUGUCCCACCAAGCUCUUUGCCUCACAUGGAGAAACCAUUAGCAUACUGGAUGUCAGGUCUCUCAACGGUUCUUUGGAUAAUUUUCAUGUGAAUGAAGAAGAAAUCAAUUGUCUUUCAUUGAAUGAAACUGAAAACCUACUAGCUUCUGCUGAUGACUCUGGGGCAAUCAAAAUCCUUGACUUGGAAAAGAAUAAAGUUACCAGAUCCCUGAAGAGACACUCCAAUAUCUGUUCCUCUGUAGCUUUUCGACCUCAGAGGCCUCAGAGCCUCUUGUCAUGUGGCCUGGAUAUGCAGGUGAUGCUGUGGAAUCUUCAGAAGGCUCGCCCACUCUGGAUUACAAACUUACAGGAGGAUGAAACAGAAGAAAUGGAAAACCCACAGUCACCUGGCCAGCUCUUAAAUCCUGCCCUAGCACACUCUAUCUCUGUAGCAUCAUGCGGCAAUAUUUUUAGUUGUGGUGCAGAAGAUGGUAAAGUGCGAAUCUUUAGGGUGAUGGGAGUCAAAUGUGAACGAGAGCUGGGAUUUAAGGGCCAUACUUUGGGGGUAUCCCAAGUUUGCUUUCUGCCAGAAUCCUACUUGCUGCUCACUGGAGGGAAUGAUGGGAAGAUAAUGAUGUGGGAUGUGAGCAGUGAAAUUGAGAAAAAAACUAAGAGUCCUGCAAAACAUACUCACAGGAAGAAAACUAAAAGAGCAACUUACACCAAACAGGAAGAAAACAGUGCUUCCAUAACAGAUGUGGAGGAACAUGGCAAAAUUUCACCAAAGCUAAAUAUUGAACAUGGGGAAAAAGUGAACUGGCUCUUGGCUACCCAAAUAAAGGGACACCAAAGUAUAUUAGUUGCUGAUCAAACUAAUUAUAUAUCUGUGUACCCUUUAAAUGAAUUUAAAAUGUCAUAAAAACAUUUGAAAAACUGGCAAACUUACUUAGGUUAAAAAAAUCCUGCUUCUUUUAAACUGUUUACCAUAUAUGGAAUUAUACCAUUGUGCACAUUUUAAAACAUUUGAAGAAAAAGAAAAUAAUUGCAUAUUUCAUAUAAUGUAUUAAA